AUGCUUGUCCUAUUUGAAACUGCGGCUGGCUUCGCCCUGUUCAAAGUCAGAAAUGAAGCUGCAUUUGAGUCAGUACAAAACUCAGCUAAAGAACUCGAGAAUCAGGAUUUCCUCAACCAAACGCUUGAAUUGCAGAAGUUUGUGAAAUUCAAGAAUAUUGCAGAUGCUCUUCAAGCUACUGCAGAUGUGUGCGAUGGCAAGAUUUCAAAGAAAUUAAAGAAGCUACUUAAGAAGACUUUUAAGGAAAAUAAAGAGGAGAUCCUAGCUGUUGCUGAUAAUAAACUAUCAAGAGCGAUUGGCUUAGAAAUGAAAAUUCGUACAAUGACAAGUGAAAAGAUAACAAAUUUGAUGAGAGGUAUAAGAGUCCAUAUGGACACAAUGCUUCCAAUUGAGGACAAGGAAAUGCAAACUAUGCGGCUGGGUUUGGCGCACAGCCUUGAUCGCUAUAAGUUAAAGUGCAAUCCAGAUAAAAUUGAUACAAUGAUCGUCCAAGCAAUUGGAUUGCUAGAUGAUUUGGAUAAAGAAAUCAAUAACUAUGUGAUGCGGUGCAAGGAGAUGUAUGGUUGGCACUUCCCUGAAUUGAACAAAAUUUUGGAUGACAACAUGGCAUACGUAAAGUUUGUCAAGAAUGUUGGUAUAAAAAGCAAUGUUGAAAAUAUGGAAAUAGGCGAAAUUGUCGGCGAUGAAAAAGUGGAUCAAAUUAAAGAUGCGAUCAAAAUUUCAUUGGGAACUGAUCUCACAGAAAAAGACAUUGAAAUCAUUCAGGUUCUGUGUGAUCAAAUUCUCGAUUUGUCCAAUGAGAGAGCCGUUCUCUAUGAGUACAUUGGAAGGCGAAUGGUUGCUGUGGCUCCAAAUUUAACCUCCCUUGUUGGAGAAAUUCUCGGUGCAAGGUUAAUUGCAAAGGCAGGGCGAUUGGUGAAUUUGGCGAAGCACGCCGCUUCGACCGUUCAGAUUCUUGGUGCCGAGAAAGCCCUUUUCCGUGCCCUGAAAACUCGUCACGCGACACCAAAGUACGGCCUACUAUACCAUGCCAGUUUGGUUGGUCAAGCAUCUGCGAGUCUUAAGGGGAAGAUGUCAAGAAUGCUAGCCGCCAAAGCCGCUCUAUCUAUUCGAUUAGAUGCUUUAGGUGAUGAGACAGCGGACAAGGAAAUGGGUGCUCGUGCGCGGGUGUACUUGGAGAAAAAGCUAAAUGAGCUGGAGUCUAGUGUGGAUAAGAAUCAAGUUGGUUUCAACAGGAAGCGUUCCUUCUCAUCACGUGGAGGUGGCGGUGGUCGUCCGUUUAAGAGGAGAAGAGAAGAACAUUAA
Rodentolepis nana is the source of this 1305-nucleotide messenger RNA. The record is from the annotation of a GenBank genome assembly. NCBI's taxonomy places the organism in Eukaryota, Metazoa, Platyhelminthes, Cestoda, Cyclophyllidea, Hymenolepididae.